Messenger RNA from Lottia gigantea (owl limpet), 705 nucleotides. RefSeq lists its product as hypothetical. The annotation marks the transcript as partial. The transcript has 2 exons. Lineage: Eukaryota; Metazoa; Mollusca; Gastropoda; Lottiidae. The record is from RefSeq and is a predicted model, not a curated record.
AAAGUCAUUUUCUCUGUUACUAGAGAUAAAGUCAUCAUGUCCGUUACUAGAGAUAAAGUCAUCAUGUCCGUUACUAGAGAUAAAGUCAUCAUGUCCGUUACUAGAGAUAAAGUCAUCAUGUCCGUUACUAGAGAUAAAGUCAUCAUGUCCGUUACUAGAGAUAAAGUCAUCAUGUCCGUUACUAGAGAUAAAGUCAUUAUGUCCGUUACUAGAGAUAAAGUCAUCAUGUCCGUUACUAGAGAUAAAGUCAUCAUGUCCGUUACUAGAGAUAAAGUCAUCAUGUCCGUUACUAGAGAUAAAGUCAUCAUAGAUAAAGUCAUCAUGUCUGUUACUAGAGAUAAAGUCAUCAUGUUCGUUACUAGAGAUAAAGUCAUCAUGUCCGUUACUAGAGAUAAAGUCAUCAUGUCCGUUAAGUCAUCAUGUCCGUUUACUAGAGAUAAAGUCAUCAUGUCCGUUACUAGAGAUAAAGUCAUCAUGUCCGUUACUAGAGAUAAAGUCAUCAUGUCCGUUACUAGAGAUAAAGUCAUCAUGUCUGUUACUAGAGAUAAAGUCAUUAUGUCCGUUACUAGAGAUAAAGUCAUCAUGUCCGUUACUAGAGAUAAAGUCUAUCAGACUAUCCUUUACCAGAUUAUGGUCAUCUUGUUCAUUACCAGAGCUGGGUUAAAUUGUUCAUUACUAGACCUGGGUCAUAUUGUUCAUUACUAG